Molecule: messenger RNA, 990 nt
Organism: Symbiodinium sp. CCMP2456
Lineage: Eukaryota; Dinophyceae; Suessiales; Symbiodiniaceae
Source: the annotation of a GenBank genome assembly
AUGGCUUCUGCAGAGCCUUUGCUCCCGGAUGGUCAGGAGGACGGCGUGAAGGGCUGGUGCCGGAGGACAUGCAAGUCUCUGGCAAAGGGCCUGGCACUAGUUUUGGCCGUCGUUUUCGUCCUAGUUUGGAUAGUGCAAGCAAUUGUGUGGGAGUAUGCGACCAUUGGCUGUUCUCCUGAUCGGCUUAAAGACUAUGACUAUCCGGGAGGAGGUGAAGAUGACGCCGGUGGUAAGGCAUUCAACCUGGUGCCCAUGAUCUCUCUUCUGGCCGAGCGUAAGCCAAUGUGGUAUGGCGAUGCCUUUGAUGUGAUCCCUUCGAACGAGGCCUCCACUGUCGCAGGCGCACCUGUCGGCACCUGGUGGCGGACCACUGGGCCCUUGUUUAACACAUACAUGUACGAGGACGUUGCGAACUCACAGCCCACCGUCAUGAUGAGACGCAAGCUGAUCCGACUGGGGCAGUGCCAUGUUAUCGAGAGAUGUGACGGCAGCGGAGAUGUUUACACCAUCUCGGAGGGCUCGAACUACUUUGCGAACCGCUUCAGAAAGUGGUUGGGUAUGACUCAGGCGAUGAGUUACAAGAUCUACAAGGGUGACACCCUCAUUGCAGUCGCCGAAGAAACGCAGAAUGGCUUCGAAUCUAUCGGCUUCAGGAAUAUCACCUCGCGCAGGGAGCUUGCCUCCUCCGUGCUGGAAGAGCGUCACUUCCACGGCCAGUACGACCUCUGGCUGGUGGACGCCAAGAAAAAGGAUGCGGACCUCCCUGCCUACGUGAGCAGCGCUGCUACGCUUCUGUAUGCCUUCUUCGUCAUGCAUCAGAGAGGACACAAAAUCAAAGUGGACCCGAACGGACCAGAAGGUCAUGGCAGUCAUGACGGUCCUUCCUUUCUGGCGGCGACAGUGGAGAACGUGACUGUCGGAAACGUACCGUCUGAAGUCGUGGGUUCAGGUCUGAGAGCAGAGAACAGAGUUCCGGACCAAUUGAUUUAA